UCCCUGGUGAGCUGUGGCCCCUGGGGAAGUUGAGGGGGAGGUCCGGAGAAGGGCAAGGGAGAAGGGAUGUGAAACUUGGCCCCCAUCCCGCGCCACCCCUGCUGGCUGUCACGCCAGGGUCCCUGGGCAGAGGGCAGGAGCAUCCAGUCCCAAGUGGACAAGCCGAAGGCACCACAUGGAGACCUCGACAUGGCUGCUGCUGUGUGUGCUGGCCACCUCCCUGAGCUCUGGGGUGACCCAGGGCGUGUGCCGAGCCCCUGACGGCAAGGACGGGGCCGCGGGGAAGCCUGGCCGACCCGGACGGCCGGGCCUCAAGGGCGAGCGAGGAGCGCCCGGGGCCCCCGGCAUGCGGACGGGCAUCCGAGGCCUUAAAGGAGACCCGGGAGAACCCGGCCCCCCCGGGAGCCCUGGCAAGGUGGGCUUCCCAGGGCCCAGCGGACCCCCAGGCGACCGCGGCCCCCAGGGCUCCAGGGGCCCUAGGGGCAACCCAGGGAACAUCAGAGACCAGCCCCGACCGGCCUUCUCCGCUGUGAGGCGGAACCCCCCAUCGGGCGGCAACGUGGUCAUCUUCGACACGGUCAUCACCAACCAGGAGGAGCCGUACCAGAACCACUCGGGCCACUUCGUGUGCGCCGUGCCCGGCUUCUACUACUUCACCUUCCAGGUGGUGUCCAAGUGGGACCUCUGCCUGUUCAUCGUGUCGGCCUCCAGGGGCCAGACGCGCCGCUCCGUGGGCUUCUGCGACACCAACAGCAAAGGCAUCUUCCAGGUGGUGUCGGGGGGCACGGCGCUGGAGCUGCAGCGGGGGGACAAGGUCUGGAUCGAGAGGGACCCCGCCCAGGGCCGCAUCUACCAGGGCACUGAGGCCGACAGCGUCUUCAGCGGCUUCCUCAUCUUCCCGUCGGCCUGAGCCUCCGGCUGUGCCCCCCCCGGCCACGCCCACCACCCCUCGCUGUCGCUGAGCUGUCGCUGUCACUGUAGCCGUGGCCACCGGCUCCUUCUCAGAGCUCCUCCUGCAAUAAAUGUUCAGCCUCCGGCUGCUGGG
This is a messenger RNA of Lepus europaeus (European hare), 1045 nucleotides long. RefSeq names its product complement C1q A chain (gene C1QA). Lineage: Eukaryota; Metazoa; Chordata; Mammalia; Lagomorpha; Leporidae. Bases 176 to 910 code for a protein of 244 amino acids. The transcript has 3 exons. Gene Ontology annotation, molecular function: protein binding. The record is from RefSeq and is a predicted model, not a curated record.